AUGGUCUCUCCUGUCUGGCUCCUCUCUUCUUCCGCUCUGCACCGAAAACUCCUCACUCUCACGCUCGAGCUCCUUCCCCCCGGCUGGCCGUGCUUCUUCUCCUCCCCACCGACGAAUCUCUAUUUGAAUCUCCCCUUUACUACUGAAGCUCGUGGCUAUCCCUUUCUCUCGAUUCGUCUUCACAGAGAAGCAUCGCAUUCACCCGCUUCGUCUCGCCCGCUCGAGACCCAAGCACCUGCUUUGUCUCCCCUCUUGCGAACUCCCCUCCGCACCGAAGCUUCGCCUCUCCCAUUCGGCUCUCCUCUCCUCUGCAUCGAGACCACCGCUCGACAGAGGCUUCCGCUCCAAACCCUCGCCUCCUCUGUACCGAAAACUUCGCCUCACUCUCGCUCACCCUCGUCGGCUUCCUGCUCGCUUGCGACGGAAUCUUCCUUGCUCUCGACAAAUUCUGCUCGCACAGAAAACCCCUCGCUUCUUCCUUGCGCGAUAGAAACUCUCGCUCGCCUGCUUCGCAUUCAAUCUGUCAACCGAACCCUCAGUGCAAUCCGAGUGGAGCUUGCUAGGAGGCAACGACGGGAUUGCAACCCUAUUGAUAGCUGCGAGGGUGCACUACUUGGCUUGUUUGGUGGCUCUCAAGGGGCUGAUUUUAGAACUGUAUCUUUAUAUAUGGACAAAUUUGCUGGGAUCUGUCAAUCUGCGCUACAUGACUGCAAACUGACUUUCUUACAGAUAAUAUGUGAUCAUGACCUAUUUGUGGAAAUGCCUGGAAAAGAUCCUUCUGAUAGAAAUUACCUUGCAUCGCUUUUAAUUCAAGAGGCUUUCCUCACAUUGGAUCAUGAAGACUUAUUAGAAAGAGCAAAAGCUGCUCGUAUUUUGGUAUUCCUCAUGUGCAAGCACGAGUUUGAUUUGCGCUAUCAGAAGUGUGAAGAUAGGUUGUACAUUGCUCAGCUUUACUUUCCUCUCAUUGGACAGAUUCUUGACGAGAUGCCUGUAUUCUAUAAUCUGAAUGUUGUAGAGAAACGUGAAGUCUUAAUUGUCUUUAUGCAAAUCAUACGGAAUCUAGAUGAUGCAUCCCUUGUUAAAGCAUGGCAGCAGGGCAUUGCAAGGACCAGGCUGUUUUUCAAACUCCUAGAAGAAUGUCUUACUCUUUUUGAUCAUCGGAGAGAAGGUGAUUGCUUGCUAGUUACCUCUAGCUCUCGCAGUCCGGAUUCUGAAGGGCCACUUAUACCCAAGUAUUCGGAUCUCCUUUCUCCAGCAAUCAAUACAUACCUUUCUGAGGCUUCUCGUCAAGAACUUAAACCUCAGGGAACACCUGAAAAUGGGUACAUGUGGCACCGAGUUAGUCCCCAGAUUAGCUCACCAAGUCAGCCAUACUCUUUGAGGGAAGCACUUGCACAGGCGCAGUCAUCUAGAAUUGGAGCUUCAACAAGAGCUCUAAGAGAGUCUUUGCAUCCCUUAUUAAGGCAAAAGUUGGAACUGUGGGAAGAGAAUUUAAGUGCUGCAGUGAGUCUUCUGGUUUUGGAGUUGGCAGAAAAGUUUUCAAACGCUGCAGCAUCUCAUGCUAUUGCAACAGAUUAUGCAAAGCUAGAUUGCAUUACAUCAAUAUUGACAAGCUUCUUUUCUCGGAGUCAACCCUUAUCCUUCUGGAAAGCUUUCUUUCCUGUGUUCAAUAAUGUAUUUAAUCUUCAUGGUGCGACGCUAAUGGCAAGGGAGAAUGACCGUUUUUUGAAGCAAGUGGCUUUCCAUCUUUUAAGGCUUUCUGUUUUCCGAAAUGAUUCUAUUAGGAGAAGAGCAGUAAUUGGACUUCAGAUACUUAUUAGGAAUUCUUUUUACCAUUUUGGGCAUACGACACGGCUGAGAGUAAUGCUUACAAUUACAUUAUCAGAGCUGAUGUCUGAAGUACAAGUAACUCGGAUGAGGUCUGAUGGAUCUCUGGAGGAGACUGGAGAAGCUCGAUUUUUAAGGAAAUCUUUGGAAGAAAUGGCAGAUGAAGGUAGAAGUGCAGAGCUUGUUAGAGGUUGUGGGCUUCCACCCAAUGCUCUUGAAGCAAUUCAUAAGGGUUCCGCAGAUAACCGUUGGACUUGGUUAGAAGUCAAAUAUUUAUCAGAUUGUCUUAUUUUGGCAUUGGAUGCUGGCAUAGAACAUGCACUUCUGGUAAUUCAUAAAACCUUACAUUCUGCUUGA
This is a messenger RNA of Phalaenopsis equestris, 2184 nucleotides long. Its product is annotated as guanine nucleotide exchange factor SPIKE 1-like. Gene Ontology annotation, biological process: small GTPase-mediated signal transduction; positive regulation of GTPase activity. The transcript has 11 exons. Gene Ontology annotation, molecular function: guanyl-nucleotide exchange factor activity. The record is from RefSeq and is a predicted model, not a curated record. Lineage: Eukaryota; Viridiplantae; Streptophyta; Magnoliopsida; Asparagales; Orchidaceae. Bases 1 to 2184 code for a protein of 727 amino acids.